Messenger RNA from Penicillium mononematosum, 2409 nucleotides. Its product is annotated as class I SAM-dependent methyltransferase. NCBI's taxonomy places the organism in Eukaryota, Fungi, Ascomycota, Eurotiomycetes, Eurotiales, Aspergillaceae. The record is from RefSeq and is a predicted model, not a curated record. Bases 1 to 2409 code for a protein of 802 amino acids. The transcript is spliced from 10 exons.
AUGGAUUUGAUGCACGUCUACAUCGGCGCGGCCGCCGUACUGGUGUUUGCCUUGGUCGGUCUGGUUCUUCUCGUCUCCUCUCAGCAUAUCAAAGUCGCCAACACUGGAGUUGGCCCUUACUUGAAAUUCAUCUGGGCGAACUUCCUCAAACCGCACGAUAAGAAGGCCGGGGGCCAGCAGGAUGCAUUGGAGAGCUUCUACAAGACUCAGGCCGCAAUUUACGAUGCCACUCGUCGUCGUCUGCUCUGUGGUCGCGAGGACAUGCUUGGUCUUGUGGCCGCACAGAUGAAGUACAAGGUUACCAACAAAGAAGUCAAGUCUGGAAAGGCUGUCUGGGUGGAUGUCGGUGGCGGUACUGGAUACAACAUUGAAGCCAUGGCGGCCUUCCUCCCGGUCGACAAAUUCUUCAAGCACGUUUACUUGGUCGACCUCUCUCCGUCCCUUUGCGAAGUCGCCCGCGAGCGCUUCGAGCGUCUUGGGUGGAAGAAUGUCACUGUUCUCUGCCAGGAUGCCCGGUCUUUCCAACUACCCGAGAAAGAGCUCAACCCACGGUCUACGAAUGAAGCAAGCGGUGGCGUGGACUUGAUUACUAUGAGCUACAGUCUAUCAAUGAUCCCUGACUACUACAGCGUCGUCGACUCAUUAACCUCCCGCCUGAAGUCCACUGGAAUGUUGGGUGUGUGUGACUUUUACGUCCAAAGCAUCGUGGAUGUGUCCUGCCGCAACUACACUGGUGGCGCCUUCAACCGCCAUGUCAACUGGCUUGGACGUGUAUUCUGGAGAGCCUGGUUCGAUUUCGACCGGGUCAGUCUUGAAGCCGCCCGCCGCGACUACCUGGAAUACAAGUUUGGUACUGUCAUCUCCGCCAGCGAACGAAACUACUUGCUUGGCGGCAUUCCCUACUACAUCUUUGUUGGUUGCCCAAAGGAAAUCGAAGCUACUCCAUCAAGUCAAUCCAUUGAAAAGCUGAAUGCGUCUUUUACUGAGUCUCCUUACCUGCUUCCUGCCAAUCACAAACAGGAGAUGGAUGAUGCAGUGGUGAAGAGCACAAACGAGAUUCGCUCCAAGGCAUAUGAGUCUGCUGUGAUUAACCUGAGUGCAAACCUGCCGCUUCCAUCAUCCUUUUACCAGAACCACCACUACCGCAUUCAUUACAACGACAUGCUGCCCAAGCAUACUCAGUUCCAGAACGAGUAUAUCUACGCAUUCACAUGGGAAGACCCGCGAGUUGACCACCGUCUCCUGAAUAUCGGCAAAGACGACGUGAUCCUGGCGAUCACCAGUGCUGGCGACAAUAUUCUUGAUUAUCUGCAAAAGAACCCCCCGCCGUGUGCACGCUCAUUGGGCCACCGGGAUAUGUGGAAGAUCUUCGGUGAUGGCAAGCACGCCCAGUUCCGUGAACUGCUAAUCUCCAAACUCAGCCCUCACCUGUCCAGCCAGGCUUUCCAGUACUGGCUCGAGCACAGCCAGACCUUCACCUCUACUUCUGGCCAUGGUCUGUACGAGACUGGUGGAUCUCGCCACGCCAUUCGCAUGGUGCGAUGGCUCUUCAAUGUCUUCGGACUCCAGGGUGAAGUUCGCAAGCUGUGUGAAGCACAAACUAUCGCAGAGCAGCGCGAAAUCUGGCCUCGCAUUCGUGGUGUGCUAAUGAGCCGGCCCCUCCACUGGGCUAUUGUGAGCACUGAAUGGUUCGCCUGGAAGGCCGCCGGUGUGCCACGCAACCAGAGAAAUAUGAUCGUCGACGACUUCUUCCGCCGCAACGGCUUGACGGAAGAUAUGAAGAAGGCCAAGGACGUCAGCGGCCGGUCAAUUUGGGAAUACGUUGUCAAUACUCUUGACCCUGUGGUCAACGAGACUCUGAUCAGCAAUGACAACUAUUUCUACUUCCUUUGCGUUCAGGGCAAAUUCUCACGGAGAUGCCACCCCACCUAUCUUUCUCCUCAAGCACACGUCCGACUUUCCACGCCUGGUGCAUUUGAUGGACUUCGUAUCCACACUGAUGAGAUCAACGAGGUGAUCAACCGUAUCACCCCAGGAACCCUGACUAUCGCUGUGGUCAUGGACUCAAUGGACUGGUUCGAUCCCGAAGGGGAUUCAGCCCCUAACCAAGCCCGAACUUUCAACAAAGCCUUGAAGAAGGGCGGUCGCAUUCUCCUCCGUUCCGCCAGUAUCGAUCCUUGGUACAUCAAGCACUUUGAGGAAAACGGCUUCUCUGCUCGUCGCGUGGGAGCUCGUUUCCCAGGUACAUGCAUUGACCGGGUAAAUAUGUAUGCAUCCACCUGGAUCUGUACUAAAACCGAAGACAUGUCCCGCCCCAGUACAGACCGCAAAAUGUCGACUCUCUCAUUGGGGGACAGCGCUAUUGCCGGAGGCGAGAUGCCGAGCAGCGUGGAGAAUCUGUUGAUUUAA